UCUCAUCAGGAAACAGAUCCUGAUUUUACCUCUCAUGCGACGAUCUGUAAAACGUCGGCGGUUCAGGUCAAAGCUUUUUCCCUUCGUUCGACCGGGAAGAAAGAACUGUGGGUGUGCAGCCUACUCGGAAAGCAACCUGGUCGACUCAAAGCAAUGGAGCCUGCCUUUGGGGAGGUGAACCAGCUCGGUGGUGUAUUUGUGAACGGCAGACCUCUUCCCAAUGCAAUUCGACUGAGGAUUGUAGAACUUGCUCAGCUCGGCAUCAGGCCCUGUGACAUCAGUAGACAAUUGCGUGUUUCCCACGGCUGUGUCAGCAAGAUCCUGGCCCGCUACAACGAGACUGGCUCCAUCUUACCGGGUGCUAUAGGAGGGAGCAAACCGAGGGUUACGACCCCGACGGUAGUGAAACACAUUCGGACAUAUAAACAACGAGACCCCGGUAUCUUUGCAUGGGAGAUCCGUGACAGGCUGCUGGCCGACGGGGUUUGCGACAAAUUCAACUUGCCUUCAGUGAGCUCCAUCAGCCGUAUCCUUCGGAACAAGAUAGGAAAUCUAUCGCAGCAGAGCCAAUAUGAGUCGGCAAAGCAGGCACCACACCCGCCACCCCAAGCGACCUUGCCUUACAAUCACCUCUACUCUUACCCGAACCCCAUCGCCGGUGGCAAGGUACCCAAUCCUCCCGGUGUACCCACCAUCCCAGGACACAUGGCGAUGCACAGGAUAUGGCCGUCUUCCCAUUCAGUCACAGAUAUUUUGGGCAUCCGAUCGAUAACGGAACAACAAAUCAGUGACAGCACCUUUCCAAGUUCCAAACUAGAAGAUUGGAGCACAUUAAACAGAAGUAAUUUUCAGCCUCCUGUCUCGCCUGUAGUCAAUGGCAUGGAUAAAGGUCAAUUAGAGCAAGAAGCCAAAUACACGCAGACGCCGAAUGGAUUGCCCACGGUGAACAGCUAUGUCUCAGCACCCAGCAUGGCGCCUUACCACCCAGCCACUCAAGUGUCACCUUACAUGGCGUACAGCGCCACCACGUCGGGCUAUGUGACCGGUCACACAUGGCAGCAUCCCAGUGGCAGCGCGCUGUCUCCCCACAGCUGUGACCUUCCAGCGCCGCUGCCUUUUAAAAGCAUGACCAUGGCUAGAGAAGGUAGCCACCCGGUGCCAGCCUCUGCUCUCUAAUGCGCACUGACCAGCAGCCCUGGGUACAAGAUCCAGCUGGACAUGUCGUGCCUCCACUGAGUGAAUGAACUUUCUGUGCUUGAAAGAUUUGCGCAGCGGUACACACUUUGAGGAUUCAGAGAGCACUUUACACGCAGAGCCUGAAGAUGUUUAAAUUGGAUGCAGAUCGACUAAAUACAUUCUAGAUGUAGGGUUUUCAUCCUGGAACUAUCACUGCCCAGCACCGGUGGGGCCACAUGUAAUUCAUGAUAAAGAAAGCACUCACGAGGUACUGGCCUGCCUGACCCGUGUCCAUUACAGCCUUCGUUGCUCAAUCACCGCUGUGAUUUGCACAGUUGUGCAAUUGAGCAAAAUCAAUGAAUGAACAUUAUAGAAAAAAAACUAAAUUAUAUGUGCUAUCUUUGCACCCAGGGCUAAAAAGAGAAACAGUCCUAUGAAUAAUUAAAAUGAAUCAGAUGUAUUAUGAUGUGCAAGAAUGCUGCUGCCACAUGCACAUGAAGAUUUAAGAAAGAGCUUCAAUUGCUUAUAGUUUAAAUAAAACAUUUCCUUUUGAUUGAUCAUCUAUACUAUUUUAAGAUCCUGAUCUCACGUCAUUUUGGGAAGUGCUUCUCUCCUUUUUUUCCCCUCUGAUUUUUGCAUUUGGUUUUUGCUUCUGAAGAUUUUCCACAGAUGAUUUAAUUUGCUCUUUUUGGAUGGGGUUGUGUGUCACCUCACGGGUGCCCACUAACUCCAAAAGGUCAUGUGCAAUGAUGCUUCUGUGACAGCAAUGUGAAUUCUUGGGCAUUUGGGGUUGAACGCGUGUUUGCCUGGUGCCUCAGGCCAGCUGAGACUAAACGGAACCUUCUUGAUGCCUGCAAGGACUGUUCUUACUGGACGUGGCGCUGCCACAACUAACCGGGUCCAUCCUCCUCCCGGGCUGAGAGAACGAUGUGAGAGGCACUGCAGGCUGAAUGUUCACUCCAAAGCCAAUACUGUAUCUGAAAGAUCAAAAAAAAGGUGGAGGGACUGGGGUGACGAGCUGCACAAAUCCAAUGAUGUAAUUGUGAGGACUAAUGUAUCUUGUGUUAUUUGUACAGUAAAUACAAAAAGGAGCAACUUUAUUUUUCAUAAA
This is a messenger RNA of Erpetoichthys calabaricus (reedfish), 2287 nucleotides long. It is a transcript of the gene pax9, whose product is annotated as paired box 9. The coding region runs from base 154 to 1176 and encodes 340 amino acids. The record is from RefSeq and is a predicted model, not a curated record. Gene Ontology annotation, biological process: anatomical structure development; regulation of transcription by RNA polymerase II. Gene Ontology annotation, molecular function: DNA-binding transcription factor activity, RNA polymerase II-specific; RNA polymerase II cis-regulatory region sequence-specific DNA binding. NCBI's taxonomy places the organism in Eukaryota, Metazoa, Chordata, Cladistia, Polypteriformes, Polypteridae. The transcript has 4 exons.